Gloeophyllum trabeum ATCC 11539 is the source of this 168-nucleotide messenger RNA. RefSeq lists its product as uncharacterized. NCBI's taxonomy places the organism in Eukaryota, Fungi, Basidiomycota, Agaricomycetes, Gloeophyllales, Gloeophyllaceae. The coding region runs from base 1 to 168 and encodes 55 amino acids. The record is from RefSeq and is a predicted model, not a curated record. The transcript is spliced from 2 exons.
AUGUCUGAGCUGCUUCCGCUGACGAGCCCCACGUCGCCACUUGGCAUAGGCAAUGGACAUUGGGUCGUUGCCCCAUCUGCGGCCAAGCAGGCUUGGCAACGUCAGAAGGAGCUGUACGGUCCUCAAGAUAAAGGACACCCGAGUGACACCAAAAGCGAGAGCCCUUAG